This is a messenger RNA of Daphnia pulicaria, 1371 nucleotides long. RefSeq names its product serine/threonine-protein kinase/endoribonuclease IRE2-like. Gene Ontology annotation, biological process: IRE1-mediated unfolded protein response; intrinsic apoptotic signaling pathway in response to endoplasmic reticulum stress; protein phosphorylation. Gene Ontology annotation, cellular component: IRE1-TRAF2-ASK1 complex. NCBI's taxonomy places the organism in Eukaryota, Metazoa, Arthropoda, Branchiopoda, Diplostraca, Daphniidae. The record is from RefSeq and is a predicted model, not a curated record. The coding region runs from base 203 to 913 and encodes 236 amino acids. Gene Ontology annotation, molecular function: protein serine/threonine kinase activity; ATP binding; RNA endonuclease activity. The transcript is spliced from 3 exons.
AUAAAGGUGGCUACAAAACAGCCAUGACUAUGCGCUUAUAUCAAGUCAUCAUCGAAAAACCAGAUAAGAGUAUUUUUAUCGCUAGAUUAAAUUUACAGGUGAUAUUGAAACUGUUAUAAUUCUCGCAUCAAAAACCACACUUUUCAGUUGAGCGAAAGUGGAUCUAUUUAAGUGUUUUUGGCCAGUUAAAUUAUGUGUUACCAUGUUGACCAUUGAUCGUAAAAAGAUUUUAGGGGUGGGAGGUUUUGCCACUGUUUUCGAAGGUUCUUUGGAUGGAGUGAAAGUGGCAGUCAAACGAAUUCCUCUAGAAAAAGCAACGGAACAAGAAGAGAUGGCCCUGAAAAUGUUGGAGCAUACCAACGUCAUCAAAUUAUUUCACGUGGAGGAGGACCAAGACUUCAGAAGUUUCGCCCUUGAAUUGUGUGAUGCCUCUUUGGACCAACUAUUUCUCAAAAAAGACGACCCGAAAAAAUACCGCGGCCCAAUGCCACCAGAAACUGAAGUUCUUCUUCAAUUGGCUAAAGGACUCGAGUACAUUCAUCAAAGGGGAUUAGUCCAUCGCGACAUCAAGCCACAGAACGUUCUCAUUUGGGAGAAUCCAAACAAAAACCAGGUUUUGAUGAAAUGGGCUGAUUUCGGUUUCAGUAAACAAGUCAACGAAAGAGGUUCUUUCACAAUAAGCGGAGUGAGAGGAACAUACGAUUAUUCCGCACCGGAAAUAUUAAAAUUACUGGACGAGGUCAGUUCUACUGGAAACGAAGUUCAGAAAAGAGGAACAGUCCAGAGCGAUGUAUUCGCAGAAGGACUCGUCUUUGGCUAUUCCAUUUCGGGAGGGGUUCAUCCUUUUGGUUCCACAAGUCAUCAAAUUCAAAUCAACUUAAGAACAAAUAAAUCAGCCAAUCCUCCCGAGUAAGUUGAGUCAAAGCCUAUUACAAAUAAUUUUAGGUAUAGACCCUGACAACAUUCGUACUACAAUCACAAGAAUGUUAGAAAAAGACCCAAAAAAUCGAAUUACUUCGUCUGAUGUCGUUAAUCGACUCACCGAAAUUAUCCUGAAGAAUUCACAGCAGAUGUUUCCAAUACUAGCGGAAGGGAACCCAAUAGCAGAAGAAAUCGGAAAACUGAUACAAGAAGGUGCGGAUGUCAAUGCCAAAGAUGAAAAAGGAUUGACACCGCUAUUGUGCUUAGCAAAAAGCGAAAAGAUAAGUGAAAAUUUGGUUGAAAUAUUUAGUCUCUUGAUCCAAAUCGGAGCCAACGUCAAUUCAUGUGACAGCAACGGCGAAAAUGCUCUCCUUUUGUGGUGCAAAAAUCGUAAACAACAUGAAAACAAAAGCUUUUUGCCAAUCCUCAAUAUAUUCGUUAAAAAUGGGA